AUGAAGGGCAUGAUCUCCAUCGAAGCGAUCAACACAGUGGAACGUGGGGACACUCCUCCCCCUACACCUGCAUCAGGCACAGAUCCUAAUGCCACCAUAAUCAGGAAUGUCAUGAACGAGAUCGAGAAGAGGACGUGUGUUCGCUUUGUUAAACGGACCGACCAGAAAGACUAUGUCCACCUUGUGUCCAGGCAAGGGUGCUACUCGUACCUCGGUCGCAAUGGCGGUGAGCAACCGUUGUCCUUGGGCCGCGGCUGCCUCUUCAACGGCAGUGUGACGCACGAGCUCCUGCACGCGGUUGGCUUCUUCCACGAGCACUCACGCCCCGACAGGGACGACUACAUCGACGUCUUCCCAGAAAAUAUUAUAGAGGGUGAGCGAAUAUUCUGGCUGAACAUUGAAACGAGCCUUAUACCACCGCGUUUGCAUUGUGGGAUGUUCUGGAUUGUUUUUUUUUCUUUUGCGUUGCCGUUCGCCAAUGAGCUGGUCCCGUUAGGGACACGCUGUAAAAAUUUGUUCGUUUAUUCAUAUGUCGGUCGCGCCUACUUCUAUCCGUUGACGUCGAGUGUAAGCCAGGAGUACACGUGCAGGAUAAUGUGCUCGAAACUUAGCAACGUAUUGAAUCCGGCCUUGACGAUAUUCGUAAUGACUGCGUUCCUGCCAAACUUCAAGAAGAUAGCGCCUCGUCACAUCCGCUUGCUGACAGCAUUCGACUUCGACUCGGUUAUGCUGUAUGGCUCGGAUUCUUUUUCCCGUGGUAACGGCCUCCCCUCCAUGCUGGCGAAGAAUGGCGACAGGCUCAUCGCUGUCUAUAAGAAAGACGGGCUAAGCAGUCAGGAUGUUAUUCGCAUAAACACCCUGUACAAUUGUACACAAGGAUAACUGAAUCUUGUGCGCCUGAUGUCGUUUAACAAGUAGUAUAUGUCGUCAAAGGAGCCAGGAUUUGUUACGAACAUGCCUUUGAAAAAACGCCACAUGAAUAAACGGGAAUAUGUAUAAAGAAGGAGGUGGCUGUCGGCAGAAAAAACUGCUGGACUUGUGGGCCUCACUCGACGAUCGAAAUCUGAACGAUAAGAGGCGCUACCCAACAGUCCGAAUACAGUGUGAUUAAGUGUUUUACUAUGCUAGGAACACGUCCUCGAGGAAUAAAUGUUCUUCACU
This is a messenger RNA of Dermacentor andersoni, 1161 nucleotides long. The record is from RefSeq and is a predicted model, not a curated record. NCBI's taxonomy places the organism in Eukaryota, Metazoa, Arthropoda, Arachnida, Ixodida, Ixodidae.